Aspergillus wentii DTO 134E9 is the source of this 1458-nucleotide messenger RNA. RefSeq names its product LLM class flavin-dependent oxidoreductase. Gene Ontology annotation, molecular function: oxidoreductase activity, acting on paired donors, with incorporation or reduction of molecular oxygen; monooxygenase activity. The coding region runs from base 1 to 1458 and encodes 485 amino acids. The record is from RefSeq and is a predicted model, not a curated record. Lineage: Eukaryota; Fungi; Ascomycota; Eurotiomycetes; Eurotiales; Aspergillaceae. The transcript has 7 exons.
AUGUCUACCGCCGGUGAUUCGUCUGCCGCUAAGCCGCGGAAGUCUUUCAUCCUCAAUGCCUUUGUUGAGAUGUGUAGUGGUCACCAGUCCCCUGGACUCUGGCGACACCCCGAGGAUGAAUCGCAUUUAUUCAACGACAUUGACCAUUGGAUCGAACUUGCGAAGCUCCUCGAGUCUGCCAAGUUUCAUGGAAUUUUCAUUGCAGAUGUUUUAGGGGGCUAUGAUGUCUACAAAGGACCCAGAAACCUUGAUCCAGCCAUUAUCUCAGGUGCUCAAUGGCCGGUCAACGAGCCUUUAGCAGUAAUCCCAGCCAUGGCUGCAGCAACACAGAAUAUCGGGUUUGGUGUCACAGUUACGACCACAUAUGAACAGCCAUUCCACCUUGCCAGGCGACUAUCAACAAUUGACCACUUAACUAAAGGACGUGUCGGAUGGAACGUUGUUACAGGUUACCUUGACUCCGCAGCUCGAAACCUGGGCCACGCUCAACAGCCCCAGCACGAUGACCGAUAUGCUGUCGCCGAAGAAUACAUUAAAGUUGCCUACAAAUUGUGGGAGUCAUCCUGGCGCUCAGAUGCCGUAGUCUUGGACAAAGAGCGAGGAAUUUAUACUGACCCAUCCCGUAUUCGAGAAAUCAACCAUGCUGGCAAAUAUUUCGACGUCCCUGGACCUCACAUCUGCCAGCCCAGUCGCCAACGUACCCCUGUUAUCCUUCAAGCUGGAACAUCAAAGGCCGGAAAGACAUUUGCAGCCCAACACGCCGAAGCCAUCUUUGUUGGAGGACACAGCCCCUCAGUCGUGGCAAAGAAUGUCGCUGAGAUUCGCCAACUAGCUCAGACAGAAUUUGGGCGUGACCCCCAGAGCAUUAAAUUCCUGGCCCUCUUGUGUCCUGUUAUCGGCAACACCGAAGAAGAGGCCCAGGAGAAGUUCAAGUACUACCGAAGCCUGGGCUCGAUAGACGGUGCCCUUGCGCUUUUCGGUGGCUGGACUGGUAUUGAUUUGGACAAGUAUGGUGAUGAUGAAGAACUCCGCCAUGUUGAAAGCAAUGCUAUUCGCUCGGCUGUUGAAGGCUGGUCUAAAGCUACACCCGAGGUUGCUAAAUGGACCAAAUCCACCGUCGGACAACAUAUCACCGUUGGUGGCUUAGGCGCAACUCCAGUGGGCACACCGGCGCAAGUCGCAGAUUACAUGGAACGCUGGGUGCAGGAGGCCGACGUGGAUGGAUUCAAUCUGGCGUAUGCUGUCAAGCCCGGUUCGUUCAAGGACAUUAUCAACCUCCUCCUCCCCGAGCUUCGUCGCCGGGGACUGUUCCAUGAUGAUUAUGCUGUCAACAAGGGCACAUACCGUGAGAAUCUGUACGGAAAGGCAGGCCAAUCUGGACCUCCGUCCGAUCACCCUGCCUCACGGUACAGAUGGAACGCUGGCGUAGAAGCAAAAGACCAUACAAUCCCCAACUAA